GCCUGCAACGGAGAAAAAACACACACACCACGGAAAAACAACCCCCUCCCCUUCAAAAAGUAAAGCUUUGAAUGUGGUGGAGUGGAGUCUAACUCCAAUGGGAAAAUUGCAUGAAGAAUGCAGAAGCAAGGAGACUUUUGCAGACAAGCACAUACCCCCCUCCAGCAUUAUUUAUGGAUUAAUAUUUGCAUUCACUUCUAUUAAAAUCCUAAGAACCCGUCCUUCUAGCUAUACUUUUGGCAGUACAUAACUAUGUAUUAGCCUAUUAUUGACCACCAUGCAUCAUCUUCCAUCUGAUUUUCCAGGUAGUCCAUGCAAGUUGGCUGCAAGCGACACUCUAUACGAGAAGAUGAACUGGGAAGGAGGACACAGGUGAGCACUAACAGUGGUGCACACAAUUAAGCACAACCAGCCUGGACCUUCCAUCUCAAAACAUACAACAGUCCAUGUUCAUUAGUUUGACGAUGGUCACACUUCGCUGGAAUUGCUUCCAUCACUGCUUCCGUCCAUCAUCCAUCCUUGCAGCCAUGAGCUCACAGGCUGCCCAACUGUCUUACCACUACAAAUCUUUCUGUGGAGACUAUGAAAGGGUGGAGACUGCACUCGAGAGGCUGGAGGCCAGUGGCUACUACUGGAGCACCCUCUCUGGCACUGAAGCCAAAAAGCUAUUAUCUGAUCAGCCUGUUGGAUCCUUUCUUAUCCGUGACUCUUCAGAUCAUCACCAUCUGUUUACCCUUAGCCUUCGCACAUCUGCUGGCAUUACCAAUCUACGUAUUAAACUGGAGGGAACUUCUUUCUACCUGGAGACAGUAGCAGGAGCAGAAAGUGCUCCAACAUUUCCUUGUGUGGUGAAGCUGGUUGAACAUUAUAUGCGCUUGACAGCAGCAGGAGAGUCUGACUCUAAUCUGUGCUACAUUGAAGGGAAAGAGCAUCCAGUCCCUCUUAUGCUUACACAACCACUAAAUUGCAAAGUGGUGUCUCUACAGUAUUUAUGCAAAAGGACAGUGGUGGCCAACAUGCCUGAAGAAGCGUCUGGAUCUGAUGAGAACCUGGAGGAACUUCCUGUGUCUAAGAUGCUUCGGAAUGCCUUUCAAAACUAGAUAUGUAUAGUUAAGCUGGAAAACAUUUCAGGAGAAACUAUUAAAGCGACCUCAUGGCACUCUCUUAAAUAAAUGCCUAAAGGACCCUUGUUUCCAUGUUUUGUAAUGUCCAGUAUGAGGUCAUACAGAAGAGUAAAAUGAAAAAUAGUUGAACUUAUUUAGACACCACAGAAAAUAUCUUUCCAAAGAAGAAAAAAAUCCUGGUGCAGAGAACAGUAGAUUAUUUCUUUAUAUAUAGAGAGUUGGCUUUUACCUAGAGGAAACACUUGGCUGUUAUUCAACUGCCUUGCAUUUUAUGUUUCUCACAUUUAUUUCCUUACUGUAUUAAUUUAUCAGCAUCUUGCAGACACAGUGAGAUAAGGAGCAUGACGUCUGUAAUGGAACAAUAUGUGACAUUAGACAAAAUAACAAGUUAAAAGGCAACAGAGAAACUAUACCCUUGAUACUUUCAGAUAUUAAAGGUAAUGAUUCUCUUGACAGUU
Bufo gargarizans (Asiatic toad) is the source of this 1582-nucleotide messenger RNA. It is a transcript of the gene SOCS3, whose product is annotated as suppressor of cytokine signaling 3. The transcript has 2 exons. Lineage: Eukaryota; Metazoa; Chordata; Amphibia; Anura; Bufonidae. The coding region runs from base 447 to 1100 and encodes 217 amino acids. The record is from RefSeq and is a predicted model, not a curated record. Gene Ontology annotation, cellular component: phosphatidylinositol 3-kinase complex. Gene Ontology annotation, biological process: phosphatidylinositol phosphate biosynthetic process. Gene Ontology annotation, molecular function: 1-phosphatidylinositol-3-kinase regulator activity.